CGCCAUCUCCGGGCGCCCGGCUGGGGGGGCCGCUGGGUGUGGGGCGGCUCCGGGGCCGGGGAUGGCGGCGUCCUCGGUGGCGGCGGCUCCGGGACAAGCGGGAGGAGUCCAGGGAGCUCCGUGAAAUGGGCCGGCUUACAAGCCAGAGGAGGGGACACGUAUUACAACUGUUCAGAAGUACCACCAGAAGCUCAGAUGUGGGCACCCCAGCCAUCAGCAGAGAAAGGUACAGGAAAGCCACAGAGAAGUUCCUUCUGAUGCCCCAAGGAGCAAGCAAACCCCAUCCAGGCUCCAGGAACACCACAAAGCAAUAUGAAACCUGUUCAUGAGAGGAGUCAGGAAUGCCUUCCACCAAAGAAACGAGACCUCCCUGUGACCAGCGAGGAUAUGGGGAGAACUACGAGCUGCUCCACAAACCACACACCUUCCAGUGAUGCCUCUGAAUGGUCCCGAGGGGUCGUGGUGGCUGGGCAGAGCCAGACAGGAGCCAGAGUCAGCCUUGGGGGUGAUGGAACUGAGGCCAUCGCUGGUCUGACAGUAGAUCAGUAUGGCAUGCUGUAUAAGGUGGCUGUACCACCUGCCACCUUUUCACCAACUGGCCUCCCAUCUGUUGUGAACAUGAGCCCCUUACCCCCCACGUUUAAUGUAGCGUCUUCACUGAUUCAACAUCCAGGAAUCCACUAUCCCCCAGUCCACUAUGCUCAGCUCCCGUCCACCUCACUGCAGUUUAUUGGGCCUCCUUAUAGCCUUCCGUAUGCUGUGCCACCUAAUUUCCUGCCUAGUCCCCUCCUUUCUCCUUCUGCCAACAUUGCUACUACUCACCUUCCACAUUUUGUGCCAUAUGCCUCACUCCUAGCAGAAGAAGCUACUCCUUCCCCCCAGGCUGCAUCCCCGGCCCAGCCAUUUAACAAAUCCUCUUCUGCCGCCUCCCCACCCGGCCAGUUGCCACAUCACUCGAAUACUCAACCACUGGAUCUUGCUCCAGGCCGGAUGCCCAUUUAUUAUCAAAUGUCUAGGCUACCUGCUGGAUAUACCUUGCAUGAAACUCCAACAGCAGGUGCCAGCCCCGUUCUUACCCCUCAGGAGGGCCAGUCUGCUUUGGAAGCAGCUGCUGCCAAUGGACAGAGACAGCGAGAGCGAAAUGUAAUAAGACGAGAAAGUGAAGCCCUUGAUUCCACCAGCAGCAAGGGUGAAGGCCAAGGACUGGUGCCGGUGGUAGAAUGCAUGGUGGAUGGACAGUUUUCAGGUUCUCAGACUCCACGAGUGGAGGUGGCGGCGUCAGCACACCGAGGGACCCCAGACACCGACCUUGAAGUCCAGCGGGUAGUUGGCACUUUAGCUUCUCAGGACUAUCGUGUGGUGGCAGCUCAGAGGAAAGAUGAACCCAGCCCUCUUAACCUAUCCCAUCAUACCCUUGACCAUCAGGGUGAUGGACGAGGGUCAGCCAGGAAUCCUACAGAACUGGUGGAGAAAAAUCAGGCCCGUGUAUUCUACCCUCAGUCCCAUCAGGAACCAGUAAAACACAGACCUUUACCCAAAGCAGUGGUUGUAGCCAAUGGCAACCUGGUGCCCACUGGAACUGACCCUAGCCUGCUGCCUGUGGGCUCUGAGAUCCUGGUGGCAUCAAGUCUGGACAUGCAGGCCAGAGCCACCUUUCCAGACAAGGAGCCAACACCACCUCCUGUUACCUCCUCCCACUUGCCCUCCCAUUUCAUGAAAGGCGCCAUCAUUCAGCUGGCUACAGGGGAGCUGAAGCGGGUAGAGGACCUCCAAACCCAGGAUUUUGUGCGCAGUGCCGAAGUGAGUGGGGGGCUGAAGAUUGACUCUAGCACAGUCGUGGACAUACAGGAGAGCCAGUGGCCUGGAUUUGUUAUGCUGCAUUUUGUGGUUGGUGAACAGCAGAGCAAAGUGAGCAUUGAGGUGCCCCCCGAACACCCCUUUUUUGUAUAUGGGCAGGGUUGGUCCUCUUGCAGCCCUGGACGGACUGCACAACUCUUCUCUCUUCCCUGUCAUCGGCUACAGGUGGGAGAUGUCUGCAUCUCUAUCAGUUUACAGAGCUUGAACAGUAACUCAGUUUCUCAGGCCAGCUGUGCUCCCCCAGGCCAGCUGGGUACACCCCGAGAAAGACCUGAGAGGACAGUUUUGGGGCCUAGAGACCUAUGUGACAGCGAGGGGAAGAUCCAACCUUCAGGAGAGGGUUCCCGGGUGGGAGAGCCCUCCCAGCCUGAGCCUGGUGCUCAGGCCUGCUGGCCAGCCCCAGGCUUCCAAAGAUACAACAUGCAAGGGGAGGAGGCACGGGCUGCGCUGCUCCGUCCCUCUUUCAUUCCGCAGGAGGUGAAGCUGUCCAUCGAAGGGCGUUCCAAUGCAGGAAAAUGAAUCUCUUUCCCAGCCCAGGACUGGGGCUUUAUCCCCAGAGGUGAGCUUCAUGAGCAGCCAGAGGAUUUGCACAUGCCAAGCAGAAAAUGGCUCUCUUGGCAGUGAGAUUUGAGGGAAAUAGGAGGCAUAAAGACACCCUCCCAAAGCAGGAUCUGUUGCUCAUUAAUCACCUCAUGGCAUCCUUGUAGGACAGCCCUAGGGGGUGCUGAGAUGGGGAAUAGCAGGUUUGGAGCAAGAAAGGGUGGGAGUGCACAUAGGAUAAGAAACAUUCCAAAAUCAGGGCCUCCCUGUUGGUUUUUUUGUUUUGUUUUGUUUUUCCCUACUCCUUCCUGGCUCCUGCAAGGGAAAGUACAGGCUUUGGGAGCAGGUGGCAGAGGGAACAAAGAAAGAGCCAAAAAUGAUCCACAGCGUAUAGUAGCAGCAGUAAAACUGUUUUCUUUCUUUUUUUUCUCCCCUCGCCCUUUUUGUGGUAGGAGGGCAGGAGGCCCAGUGGUUGGAAAUGAGAAGGUUCCCACCCAGAACUCUUCUUGGGAGAGACGUGCACUUUAAAGGGUGAUUUUGUUACAGAUGUUUAUGGCUGGGUUUGGGGUUGGGGAGCACCAUGAUCUACAGAACUCUGCUUGAUCCUUUGCUUCUGCCUGUUCCCAUCUCAUCUCACCAUUCCUCUAUAAGGCUUUCUAGCUGUUUAGGGGCCAGAAGAGAGAGGAGGAAUCCCUUCAGGCUGAGAAUGAAGGACUUCCCCGCUGGGAACCCAGUCAGGGGGCUUUGUGGAAAAGACUUGACUGCUAGAUGACUGAGCCCUAGGGAAGGCUUUUGAAAGGUGGCUAACCUAACAACUCCCACUCAUCACGUCAGGCCUGCUUGGGCAUUUCACUGAGUCUCUAGUAGUAACUUUGGGAAGACCUGGAGGACCUUAUCCCCUAGGCACCUACACUCCUCCAUUGUCUGUCUAUGUUGUGCCUAAGUGCCUGCGCUGCCCCCACCCUUCUGCUGCCCUGACCUCUGCAUGGUGUCUUGAUCUGGGCCUCACGUGUAGCUUCACUGCCUUUGUCCACUAAGACCUCUAGUUUUUGGUGUCUAAGGGUCUCUGGUUUCCCUAUCAGCUAUAAUUUUUAUAUUUAGAAACUCAAAAUCAUGUCCUCUUUCACUGGCAGCAAUAUAGUGGAGAAACAAAGAAGAAACCACGCCCGAGGCUGGGCAUUUCCCAUUUCAAUCCAUUGCCUCUUAGCAUUUUGGCUUCUCCCGGCUAUGCCCUUCCACCAUCAGUUCUGAGAAUCUAGGAUAGUCCUUGUAACAUCUUAGCAGAUAUUUCCUUGUGUACUGGUGGGUUCUUCUACAAAGAGUAGUUUCCCUUUCCCCCCCUUUUUUUCUUUUUCUUUUCUUUUUUCUUUCUUUUUCGGUUUUUCGAGAUAGGGUUCUCUGUGUUAACAGUUCUGGCUGUCCUGGAAUUCAUUUUGUAGACCAGGCUGGCCUCAAACUCAUUGAGAUCCGUCUGCUUCUGCCUCCAAAGUGUGGGGAUUAAAGGCGUGCGCCACCACUGCCCAGCACAGAGUAUUUUCUGUCUUGGUUGUAUUCGCUGCCAUCUCCCUAAGCCCACAUCUCACCUACAACGUGGAGUGUCAGCUUGGACUGUAGGAUUCCAUUGGGUAUUAAGGUCCCCCCCCCAUCUUUCAGGUGGUUGAGUAUUUUUGUGUGCGGAAUUUUUUAAAAGAGGGAGUGUGUGGUUCUUUAGACUCUUGAAGGAAACUCAGGGUAUUGUCCACCCAGCUCUCUAGUUAGACUUCUCCCAGAGUAUGAUUGUGGCAUUUCCUUCAUAGAUAGACAUGGACUGGCCAAGGCUUGGCCCGUCAUCAGGGGUCCCACGCUUUUGAGGUAUGAGCAAAACUUAAGGCAAGUCUUGUGAUCUCUCGCUCUCUCACUUCCUCCCCAGCUGCCAAAUGGGGAUAAAUAAUCUUACCUACCUCCUGGGGGAGGGGAAGUUCUGAGAAUGGAGUCAUUCUUAGUGUUCAGGUGCUAAAGGUUGUUCUCUUCGGGAACAGAGUGACAGAAGCUGGCUGGUGUACUACGAGCCCUACGUUCUGUCUCAGACCUUGAGAACAGAUACCUGGUCAGCAAGCUUUUAGGGAAGCAUCCCAAGGAAGCUGCUUACCUGAUAAGUACUUAGGUCUCAGAGUUUGUCAGAGUUAGACACCAACCUUGUGCUGCAGUGGAGAUUGCAGCCUUUCCCUUCUCUUGCCCCCUUCUCUGAUUGCUGCUUCUCUGGCUUAUUUCCUACAGUGGGGGCCUGUGGGCUUGAGUCUUGAGGAAUUCUCUCAAAUAAGAGCUGUAGGAGAAGGCCUCCUCUCUGACUGUUUCAUGAGCAACUCAUUCCUAGAGAUUAUUGUGUGCAUGGAUUUCUCGCAAGCCCCCUUCCUCACAGGAAGGCUCACCAUGAGAAUUUAGUGACAUGCACUGUAGAUGCUCAAGAAAUGCCUACCAGGGGUACCACUGAGCUCCUUCCCAGUGGGGCCAACAUGCAUCUGGCUGUAGUUGCGGUCAAAUCACUCUGCUCUCUACUUAGACUAGCUGUAGCUUCCUAGCCUGAUAAUGCCCGCUGAAUCCUGGAAAAAGACAUUGUUGAGGGCUUUGACAAAGUGGGCACUGACUUUUCUGCUGUGGUUCUCUUCUGUCCCUGUCUGAUAAAGUCAUAACAGCAACUCCCUUAAUAUGGUGCCAUGCAUUUGUAAUGUGCUUUUGCUGAGCUGUGGGUUACCUUUCCUGAAGUGUGUGCCCUAGAAAAGAAUUAUUGUCAGAGCUGUGGCAGUACUUACCCUAAGUGUGUAAGAGACAUAAGUGGUUUUUAGGGUGAGCAUUUCAGUGGUUAGCUGUCAGCUUUUGGGGACUGGGCAGUUGACAAAGAUCAGCCCAUUCCUGGUCAGUGAUAGGACAUUCCCAGAACUUGGAGAAAGUUUUGAAACAAUAGGCCAAUAUGUAUUUUGAAAUACAUAGGCCAAUUUAGAAGAAGGGGAACUUGGUAAAGGAUGAUUAGUAAUCUAAGAUUUAGAUCAUCCUUAUUAAGACAGGAUGAGGGGAAGGGCUUGAGCCCUCAGGUCUCAGUGCUUAUACCCGAGGGAGGAGCCUGAGAAGAGCUAGACUGACUCUCCUUGCACUUAGGUCCCAUUUGGUCCUAACACCAUGGACUUGGCUCUGUGCUGCUUUUCCACUGCUAUUGUCUGCUCACUGUCUGCCUGUUGCCCAUUUUAGCUACUGUUCUUCAUGUCUUUGGCCAUGUAGAUUAAGCUCAGGCAUCCUGUCCACUCUUCCUCAUGUUCUGCCAGUGGUACUGCGUAGCAUUGCCAUGUGGAAUAGGGAUGGUCUGCAAGCUGUGGAUGGACUGGUCGGUCUGAAAGGAUGUGGCUUCAGUGUUGGCGGAGUCCAUUGGCUCCAAAAAUGUGCCUGUCUUGAGAGAGAAACAGGUCCUAUCAGAGACUGCUUUUUCUCUCCUUUAUGGUACUUUAUAGCCUGUUUUAAAAACAAGAGGAACCACGUUAGGGCUUGAGCCAGGAUCCUAGUGGCAUUCUUGUCCCAUUUUCUGGGGUUGAGAAAGGGUUUGAAGUGUCGCUGAAAUAGCUCCUCCAGUUAGGAUUAAUUUUCUUUUUACCAGUGGGUAUCAUACACAUUUUAAGAGAACAGGAUGGUGGCAUGAUUUAAACCUACAUUGAGUAAGCAUAUUGAGUGGUUGGUCACACUGGCGUGAGCUGAAAGUAGACAUUGGGAAAGGUUCAGGCCUUUGGAGUAAAGAUAACCAGAUUAAUUGAAUUGGCCAUGGGAGAUUAGGCCACAGUUCUAGAAGCAAACAGGACAGAGGCCAAGUUUUAGAGAGGUGUGUUGACCUUCUAGGAUUAAGUUUACUAAACUACACUGAAGCUAUAGUACUUUCUAGAUCAGAAAAGUUGUACACUACAGUCGAAGAGCUGAAUUCUAUUAUAGAUGGAUGUUAGCUUUUGCUUGGAAGCCUUCACCUUGUAACUUCCCCUGGAAAGGUCUCCCACAUUAUGCAAUAAUAAAAUAAGCAUCUGGGUCUUUGCAGCUGUCAGUUGUUUUUCUCAACUCUAGGAUCCAUCUUUGGACCGAAAGCCUGGUCUGGGCCUAGGAUGACACUGGCCCUUGAUGCUAGAGUAGUUUGCAUUCUCUCCUAACCUGCAGGCUAUGCAGUUCUUGGGGCAGAGGGAGAGGUGGUAUGGCUUGUCCUGUUGAGCUCCUCGGCAGGAAAAUAGUAAUAAAUGCACUUUUCACAUUGAAGGUUUCUUUAUUAGUUCUCCUGUUAAGCCUAGGGUCUUUCCCUCGUAGACUGCAAACUCAACAGUCUGUGUAACCCAAAGCCAUUCCACUGCAAACGCCUAGCAGUAAAGAUGGCCCCAGACUGGGUUCCUGGUCUGCAGUGUGUGUGGCAGCGGCCCAUGUGCCUUUACCUAAUGUCAGACUUGCAAGCGUUAGUCUGUCUUUAUGUUAGGGGUCCUAGGUACUUGAGAGAGAGAGAACAGAUAACACAGUGGUUUUAUGCCCACCUCACCCCCUGCCAGGGACUUUAUGUGUAGUUGUAAACUGAGGGUUGGUGAGCUACUGGUAUUGCUGAAGGCAGGGUGGACCCCUCAUUUGCUUCAUAUGUGCACUCAGUGAAUUGGAUUGGGGAAGAGACUGACCGUACUCAUGGCUAACUUGAAGUAUUAAAAUACGGCUGUCCUCCACACACUUCCUCGACAUACAGGAUCCCUGUAGCCAAACAGUAUAUGUUCCAGCUGCAGAGAGCAGACUGCUCUCAGCUUGCACAGCACCUUAGGGGAGGGAAGAAUAUAUGGAUAGGUAAUAGGGUGGAGAAAGGAUGGGAAUUUCGUCAUCCAGGUGGCUUUAGGGUCCUAAGGAGUAGAGAAGGAUGGCACUGGGGAGGUCUGGAUGGAUCUGAUUUGUGUAGGAGUUCCCUGUAGAUAAAUUACUGAUCCCCCAACCACUAUCCCCAGUAUGUAAUGGCUGAAUUAAUAUGUAAUCAACUGCAUUGUAUCUAAAGCCUUAGAACUAGUCAGGUGCUCCUCCCACCCAAUACCAUUUCUUACCCUCUAAUCCUACCUGAUCUUUAACAAAGCAUUAAUAAUUCUAAGGAUAAUCUCUAUUUUGUUGUGCUUUUUUGUAACUGUUUUAAAUAAAUCAAUUUGUACUGUAUAUUUGUACUUUUGUGAGAUCCUUUUUGCUGUUUUACCAUUUUAAGUCUCUGUACUUGGCUACACACAGAUUGUAUUUUUAUUGUUAAUGCUCUUCUUAUGGAUACCUGCAUUUAACUUGUGGACUAUGUAAACACAAUAUAUAUCAAUAUCUAUAUAUCUAUAUAUCAAUCUAUAUAAACUACUAGCUUUUC
Messenger RNA from Arvicola amphibius (Eurasian water vole), 7765 nucleotides. RefSeq names its product ataxin 1 like (gene Atxn1l). The coding region runs from base 313 to 2376 and encodes 687 amino acids. The transcript has 3 exons. Gene Ontology annotation, biological process: regulation of DNA-templated transcription; anatomical structure development. Gene Ontology annotation, cellular component: nucleus. Gene Ontology annotation, molecular function: RNA binding; protein binding. The record is from RefSeq and is a predicted model, not a curated record. NCBI's taxonomy places the organism in Eukaryota, Metazoa, Chordata, Mammalia, Rodentia, Cricetidae.